UGGUGGGUGGAGAGCCGGCACAGAGCUUAAAUAAAAAGCCCUAAAUUCACGAGAUCGAUCUUCUCACUCCUUACCUGUCAGAGAUGGCCAAAGGCUUUUAUAUCAGCAAGACUCUGGGGGUAGUAGGUAUAGUGCUGGGGGCAGGAGCUGUGGCCACCAUCAUUGCCUUGUCGGUCGUCUACGCUCAAGAGAAAUCCAAGAACGUUGAAGUCGAGCCGGUGACCACCACGGUCAAGCCCCCUCCCAUCGUUCCAACCUCACCUGCUCCACCCAAUGAUCCAUGGCACAGGUACCGGCUGCCUGACUCCCUGAUGCCCGACACCUACAACGUGACCCUGUGGCCCCAUCUUGAGCCAGACGCACAGGGCAUGUACAUGUUUACGGGGGAUUCCAGCGUGAUCUUCAGAUGUGUGAAGGAAACGGACCUGAUCCUCAUUCACUCCAACAAGCUGGAGCUGACCUUGUUCGAUGGGUUCCUUGCAAAGCUGCUCGCGGUGGAUGGGUCAGCUUCUCCAGCCAUUACGAAGACCUGGCUGCAGGAACAGACCCAGUAUCUUGUGGUUCAGCUGAAUGGAAAACUAACAGUGGGAAAGUCCUACGAGCUGCAGACUCAAUUCAGAGGAGAGCUGGCUGAUGAUCUUGCUGGUUUUUACAGGAGUGAAUAUUACGAGGAUGGAGUCAAAAAAGUAGUCGCCACGAGCCAGAUGCAUCCCACGCACGCCAGGAAGACCUUCCCGUGUUUCGACGAGCCCGCGAUGAAAGCCGUCUUCCACAUCACUCUCAUCCACCGGCCUGGCACCGUGGCUCUUUCCAAUGGAAAGGACGUUGACACUGUGAACACCACCGUCAAUGGCACUGCAGUUACACAGACCAGAUUUGAACCAACCAAGAAAAUGUCCACAUACCUGUUGGCGCUUAUCGUCAGUGACUAUGAUUUUGUUGUCUCAGAGGAGGACAAAGUUCUGAUUCGAAUAUGGGCUCGUAAAAAAGCCAUUGCAGACGGACAUGGAGAUUAUGCCCUCAAUGUGACCGGACCGGUCUUGAAGUUCUUCGAAAGCUACUACAAUGUUAGCUACCCCUUGUCCAAAUCAGACCAGAUUGCACUGCCUGAUUUCUAUUUUGGAGCCAUGGAGAACUGGGGACUAGUCACCUACAGAGAGACCAACCUUCUCUACGAUCCCAUCGUGUCCUCCAAUGCAAACAAGGAGAGGACUGCCUCGAUAAUUGCACAUGAACUGGCACACAUGUGGUUCGGGAACCUGGUGACGCUGAGGUGGUGGAACGAGGUCUGGCUGAACGAGGGAUUCGCCUCCUAUGUGGAGUACUUGGGAGCCGACUACGCAGAGCCCACCUGGAACAUCAAAGAGCUGAUUGUCCUGAACGACGUGCACAGGGUGUUCGCCAUCGACGCCCUGGCCUCCUCCCACCCUCUCUCCUCCAAAGAGGAGGAGAUCUACAAGCCAGAGCAAAUCAGUGAGCUGUUUGAUGCCAUUUCCUACAGUAAGGGAGCAUCAGUACUGAGGAUGCUUUCAGAAUUCCUCACAGAAGACGUCUUCGUCAAAGGACUCAGCACCUACCUGAAAGACUUUGCUUACAGCAACACUGUGGGAACAGACCUCUGGGAUCACCUUCAGAGAGCGGUGGUAGAGACCAACACGCCCCUGCCCGACACUGUGCAUGAAAUCAUGAACCGCUGGGUUCUGCAAAUGGGCUUCCCUGUGGUCACAAUCAACACUGCGACCGGGGAGGUAUCCCAGCAGCACUUCCUCCUGGACCCCGAGUCGGCUCCGGACAGGCCGUCUGAGUACAAUUAUGAGUGGUACAUACCCGUCAGAUGGAUGAAGUCAGGAGCGGCCCAAGACCAGUUUUGGCUGCUGACCGAUAGAGCUGCUAACAAGAACAUGACUGCAGCUGGAGCUGAAUGGGUUCUAGCCAACCUCAAUGUCACCGGGUACUACAGGGUUAACUACGACCUUGAGAACUGGAACCGCCUCCUCACUCAGCUGAACAGCAACCACCAGGUCAUUCCAGUCAUUAACAGGGCCCAGCUGGUGGACGACGCUUUCAAUCUGGCAAGGGCAAAAAUGGUCAACACCACAUUAGCUCUGAGCACAACCAAGUACCUCUCUGAGGAAAGAGACUACAUGCCGUGGGAGUCGGCCCUCGACAACCUGGACUACUACUUCCUCAUGUUCGACCGCACCGAGGUCCACGGACCAAUGCAGGCUUAUCUCAAGAAUAAAGUGGGACCUCUUUUUGAAUACUUCAAGCAAAUUACUUCCAACUGGACCAAAGUACCUGAGGGUCACACUGACCAGUAUAACCAGGUCAAUGCCAUCAGGAUGGCCUGUAGGACUGGAGUGGAAGGCUGUGAGGAGUUGACCACAGGAUGGUUCAACGAGUGGAUGAAGAAGCCAGACAUUAACCCGAUCCACCCCAACCUGAGGACGACGGUUUACUGCAGCGCCAUCGCUGCCGGGGGCGUGGCCGAGUGGGACUUUGGCUGGGAGAUGUUCCUGAGCGCCUCUAUGGCCUCCGAGGCAGAGAAGCUGAGGUCCGCUCUGGCCUGCACCAAAGAGCCCUGGCUGCUCAACAGGUACCUGGAGUACACCCUGGACCCAACUAAAAUUAGGAAGCAGGACGCCACCUCUACCAUCGUGUACAUCGCCAGCAAUGUGGUGGGCCAGCCUUUGGCCUGGGACUUUGUCAGAUCGAGAUGGGACUACAUAUUCACAGAGUAUGGAGCCAGUUCUUUCUCUUUCGCAGAACUUAUCAGUGGAGUGACUAAGCGGUUUUCAACAGAAUUUGAGCUGAAACAGCUGCAAAAGUUCCAGGAAGACAAUGCCCAGGGUGGGUUUGGGUCAGGCACAGUGGCCCUGGAGCAGUCCAUCGAGAGAACAAAAGCCAACAUCAAAUGGCUGUCAGCCAAUCAGAAGCAAGUGAAGGAGUGGUUUGAAAAUGAAGCAAAACCAAAGGAAAACUUCUGAGAAUAGAGAGCGAUUACAAAUGUAUUUUUUAAAGCAAUAUUUCUGGGUUGAUUUUAAUAUGGAUGGUGUGCCAUUCGUUCUCAAUGUUUUACUUUUUAUUUAUUGUGACAAAUUUCUCUCAAACCACUUUCUUUGUGUUAAUAUCUUUGCAGUGCAUUGUCUUGACUUCCACUGUCUAAGUUAAUAUCAUGAAUGUUCUGUCCAAAAACAAAAUUAUAUUUACACAUUUAAAUUUUACAUUUCAGGAAUGUGUUCUAUGAUAAAAAGGAAGUGCUAUUCCUAUCAGCUAAUUUAUUAUUUUUUAGAAACUGAGAAAUGAUUGUGUUGUGCUACCCAGUGUUUGGUUUCUUCAUUUCCAGCUCCAGCCAAUUCAUAAAAUUGAAAAAAAUGAAUUUAUACCCAAUUGAACUUAAACAUAAUCAGCAUAUUAUGGUCAUUUUUCAGUGUAUGCAUGGACAGAAUUAAAAUGGAAUUUACCUCAAUUCUAGGUCUUUACAAAUGUAAGCACUAUAUUCACCCGAUGUGCCGAUUAUUGAAAACAAUGAUUUGGAUAAAACAAAUUUUGACUAAA
Anguilla anguilla (European eel) is the source of this 3558-nucleotide messenger RNA. Its product is annotated as aminopeptidase N-like. Gene Ontology annotation, cellular component: cytoplasm. Bases 84 to 2987 code for a protein of 967 amino acids. Gene Ontology annotation, molecular function: peptide binding; DNA-binding transcription factor activity; zinc ion binding. NCBI's taxonomy places the organism in Eukaryota, Metazoa, Chordata, Actinopteri, Anguilliformes, Anguillidae. Gene Ontology annotation, biological process: positive regulation of DNA-templated transcription; proteolysis; peptide catabolic process. The record is from RefSeq and is a predicted model, not a curated record. The transcript has 20 exons.